GUAGCCAAUAGGAAUAGCUGAUCCCGAAAGGCAAGGAAUGAGGAGGAGGGGCUGGCGAAACUUAGAGGCGUGACUAGCACUACCGAGGCGUGGUCACAGAGUAAGCUCCUCCCCGGGUUGCCGAUCCCGAAAGUAGAAUUGAUGGGCGGGAUUAAGAUAGAACCAACAGCCAAACACAUACUUCUGAGAGAAGGCAUGACCAAUUGGACCGGGGUAGAGAAGUGGGGCGUUGCGGAGAAUUUUAGCCAAUACAGAGUAGAGACCGGCGGUGGCUGUAGAACGUCUUCCAAUGAGAAGAGCGAAGGGCGAGCCUUGCCUCUUUCACUAGGGCGGGAGCAGGGUUCGCCCAUACCUCCCGGAGCCGACCAAUGAGAUCGGGGGCGGGGCCAAGGGUGGCCAACCAGCAGGCCGAGUCUAUGUAGGUACCGUUACUGGGGCGGGGCGUAGGCCGACUGGCCACUAAGAUCUCUUCAGGGCAGGCUCCAGAGCCUUCCAAUGCGGGACGUGGGCGAACUCUAGUUCUCCCAAUCGGUGCACGGCGCUGGCAAUUCAAACUGACAGCCAGUUGGAAAGGCAGAGAGCGGAAGAGGGAGCAAAAGACGUGUUCGGUGGCAGAGACCCCAACGCCGACUGAGCCCCCAAAGCGUCCUCUGCCCCUCCCCACCAACAACACCGCGCGCUCUGGAGCGGCCGCUCAGGAAGGACUUGAGGGGACCGUGGGGGGCACGAGGGGAAGCUAAGGGAGGGAGACGCGAGAGGAGCGACGCGAGAGCCCGCAAGCUGAGGUCUGGGAACUGCCAGGAGACAAGUGAAGCCGGGGGCCCGCGGACGAGCAGAGCGGAGGAGGGUCGUGGGAGGACUAAGUAGCACCCGGGAUCGCCUGGUGGGAAAAGCUGAGGGGAUUUCUGAAUCCUGGGAGAGGAGAAAGAUUUCCAGAGCGUAGGCGUGGGUAGGGAUGUUUAUCCCGCCAUCCGAGAGAGAGGAAUUGGAGCGCUCCAAGGGAGGGGCUUAAGGCGAAGCUUUAGAUAAAAGAGCCUGUACGGGAGAAGCUAGGGGAAUUGCAGGAGGGCAAGAGCUAGAGAGUAGAGGAUCCUUCAGACUGGAGAAAGGGAAACCUGUAGAGAAGCUCCCGAGGCACCUUGCUGGCUGCCUUCUCCCCACUUCAAACUCCCCUCCCUUCCGCGAAAGUUAAAGGGAAAGCCAAGGUUGCUGCUUCUGUCCUGUUCCUACUCAAUAAAUAUUGCUUUUACCACCCCACGGGAAAACAGAAAAGAACUCAUUUCCUUCUCAUUUUUCGGGCUUUGAAAAGCUCGAGGCCUCGCAAUUUGCUCUUUAGCCUGGGGGAAUCAAACUAGGGAGGGUAUUGCUCUAUUUUCAAAAUCCCACACCUCAUCCUUCCCCGGACGCCAUGUCUACCAGCAGCUGUAGUUUCAAGGACCGGCGCGUGUCCAUCCUGUGUUGCAAAUUCUGUAAACAAGUGCUCAGCUCUAGGGGAAUGAAGGCUGUUUUGCUGGCUGACACUGAAAUAGACCUUUUCUCUACAGACAUUCCUCCUACCAAUGCAGUGGACUUCAUUGGAAGAUGCUAUUUCACUGAAAUCUGCAAGUGUAAACUGAAGGACAUCGCAUGUUUAAAAUGUGGGAACAUUGUAGGUUAUCAUGUGAUUGUUCCAUGUUGUUCCUGCCUUCUUUCCUGCAACAACGGACACUUCUGGAUGUUUCACAGCCAGGCAGUUUAUGGUGUUAACAGAUUAGACUCUACUGGUGUAAACUUCCUACUUUGGGGCAACUUGCCAGAGGUAGAGGAGAGUACAGAUGAAGACAUGCUAGAUAUCUCAGCAGAGGAGUGUAUUAGAUGAAUAGAAUUAUGAUAUAUAUUAUAUUUAAACUUUUUCCUAUGUGAAAAAUAUAUUAAUGGACCAAUUUAGAAAUUGUUAGUAAGGAUUUGCCAGUGAUUUCUUUUUUCGGAAAGAAAAAUGGAGCAUUUGUUGAUUUAUUUAUUUACUGUCUCAAAUUAAUUACCUAAGCUUAUUGAACCAAUGUAGUUCUUUUCUUCUACUUCUGCUUCUACUUCUACCCUUCCUCUCUCCAUCCCUCUCCCCAGUAUAGGGUGUAUUCUUAAAUUCAGAUCAUAGAAGAAUCUUUCAUGUGUCACUCAGCUUUCUCCCAGUCUGGGGAAGUUUUUCUUACAACCAGAUGCCAGAUGCUAUUAAUUUUGCAUUCCUGAAUAAGGGGUAUUAGUAUCCACACCUAUAUCACCAUGCUUAUAUCCAUGCACAUAAGCAUGUAUGUAUGUGUGAAGCACAGCUGGGAAUUAAAGCUUAACAGGAAAUUUUUAAAAAUAGGGUGUUAUGUUUCCAUGGGUACUGGUUAUCAUAUGUUAUAUUGAUAAUAACUGUGUUAAUAUGGAGCAAGACUGUGAAUCAGCAAAUAGAAUAAAUUAAAACUUUAAAAUGUAUGGAGAAAUCCUCUUGAUUCCUCAGCAUGAUGUUACAUAAAUGAAUUUGUCAGAAAAGUAUCAAUAUAUAUACUGUUUACUAAUAUUAUUGUUUACAAUAUUAUUUAUUUACAUUCUUCUAAAGUCAUAUGGAUAUUGUAUUAUGAAAGCCAGGUUACCUCCGUCUUUAAGUUAUCCCAUUCUCUAGGGAUUUCUCUGUAAAUAGCAAAUUAUAGAUGAAUAGUCUCGGUCCCAACCCUUAAAUAGAAAAAAAUUAAUGCUUAAGCCAUUGUACAUUAUGAAGAGUUUUUUAAAUUUUGUUUUGUUUUGUUUAGCCACACUCAGAGCCACACAGGAAUAGGAAGCUGGGAUAGUGUUGGGUUCUUGUUUUAUGAACAGCUAAAAUCAAUGUAUCACCUUAACUAAUAUUACAGUCAAAGGCAUUUUGUCAACAGUGAUACCAAAACAGACCAAGUUACGGUUUUGUAAAUAAAGUUUGGUUCUAAAAAUG
Hippopotamus amphibius kiboko is the source of this 2947-nucleotide messenger RNA. RefSeq names its product family with sequence similarity 72 member A (gene RUMY1). Bases 1409 to 1858 code for a protein of 149 amino acids. Lineage: Eukaryota; Metazoa; Chordata; Mammalia; Artiodactyla; Hippopotamidae. The transcript is spliced from 4 exons. The record is from RefSeq and is a predicted model, not a curated record. Gene Ontology annotation, cellular component: cytosol.